Molecule: messenger RNA, 348 nt
Organism: Stereum hirsutum FP-91666 SS1
Lineage: Eukaryota; Fungi; Basidiomycota; Agaricomycetes; Russulales; Stereaceae
Exons: 4
Coding region: 1-348 (115 amino acids)
Molecular function (GO): oxidoreductase activity
Source: RefSeq, a predicted model, not a curated record
AUGCCCGUCCGUUUCAUUGGUUUCUUGUAUCGCCUGCCAACUAUUUCCUGGGAGGAGUUUGACCAGAUGUGGACGAACCAUGGCGUCAUGCUUUCGAAACUCCCGGGGAUUAAAGACGGGAAGGUCAAAUAUGUACAGUACCACAAAAACCCCGCCCUGAUCCCGUCUCUCCAGCCCCUCGCCAUGAUUUCAGACUGUGACGGUAUGGCGGAGUUCGAGGCUGAGACCAUGGAGGAUGUCAUGGCUGUGUUCUCGACGGAGGAGUUCGCCAAGACCAUCUACCCAGACGAAGGCCGUUUCCUCGACAGGACAAAAUCGAUAGUUAUGCCUCUGGCGCCCGCGGCAUAG